Molecule: messenger RNA, 2302 nt
Organism: Ctenopharyngodon idella (grass carp)
Lineage: Eukaryota; Metazoa; Chordata; Actinopteri; Cypriniformes; Xenocyprididae
Product: zinc finger protein 239-like
Exons: 3
Coding region: 241-1335 (364 amino acids)
Biological process (GO): regulation of transcription by RNA polymerase II
Molecular function (GO): RNA polymerase II cis-regulatory region sequence-specific DNA binding; DNA-binding transcription factor activity, RNA polymerase II-specific
Source: RefSeq, a predicted model, not a curated record
GAGAGAAGCGCGAGAGACGAGACAACUGCAGAAGCUUUCACCAGUUGAAGCUGAAAGCGACGCUGUUAACGGUCGUGAAUAAGGAAUAAAUGUGGAAUAUUUUCUCCGGAUGCCGUAUAUUUUCAGUCUGCAGAUCUGGUGUCUUUCCCACAACAAUUCACCAAUAAAUACUGGGAAUAUUCACAUCAUCCUACAAGAGAAGGACGAACUCCAGGUGUAGCAGCUGAAAUCUGAGUGAAGAUGGAGUUUAUUAAAGAGGAGAUUGAAGACAUGAGUGAUCCAGAACUAUCCAGAAUAAAACAUGAAGAUACUGAGGAACAAAUAGACCAGAUGGAAGUGAAGGAGCAAAGACACAAACUAAAUUAUGUGAAGAAAUACUGUGAGCUCAAAACUCAAGGAACAAAAGCCAAAAAGCUGCACACCUGCUCACAGUGUGGAAAGAGUUUCCCAUAUACAUCUGGACUCAAAAUUCAUCUGUGCGUUCCCUCUGGAGAAAAACAAUUUUACUGUAAUCAGUGUGAUAAAGAUUUUAAUUUGUCAUCAUAUCUAAAACGACACCUGAAAGUUCAUUCAGAUGAGAAGCCUUAUGUGUGUUCUUUCUGUGGAAAGAGUUUUUCUUGGCUGGUGAAUUUUAAACUGCACCAGAAAACACAUGAUGAAGUGAGAGAUCAUGUGUGUUUUGAAUGUGGGAAGAGCUUUACUAGAGCUGACUGUCUGAAACGUCAUCAAAGAAUUCAUACUGGAGAAAAACCUUACAAGUGCUCAUAUUGUGACAAGAGUUUCGCUCAGUCUGGAAACCUGAAAUUACAUGAGCGAGUUCAUACUGGAGAGAAGCCGUACUACUGUACUCAGUGUGAGAAGAGUUUCAGCGAUUCAAAAGGUUUAGAAAUUCAUCUGCGCGUUCACUCUGGAGAAAAACCAUUUAACUGUGAUCAGUGUGGUACAAAGUUUAUUUCAUCAUCCAAUCUAAAACAACAUCUGAAAAUUCAUUCAGGUGAGAGGCCUUAUGUGUGUUCUCUCUGUGGAAAGAGUUUUUCAAGGAUGAACAGUUUUAAACUGCACCAGAAAACACAUGAUGGAGUGAAAGAUCAUGUGUGUUGUGACUGUGGGAAGAGCUUUACAACAGCUGACAAUCUGAAACAGCAUCAAAGAAUUCAUACUGGAGAAAGACCUUACAAGUGCUCAUAUUGUGACAAAACUUUCACUCGGUCAGGAUCUCUAAAUGUACAUGAGCGAGUUCAUACAGGAGAGAAGCCAUAUCACUGUACUCAGUGUGAGAAGAGUUUUAGACAUUCAUCAAACUUUCACACUCAUAUGAAUAAGUGUUGCAAAUGAGCAACAUUUGUUUUCAUGUCAAAUACAUUGAAGUAAAUUCUCUGAGAUAAAAUAUGGAGUUUAUACUAAAAGCACAGUAUCAUCUAAUUUUAAGUAUUUGGUGAAAAGCUCAGAAAACUUGAAAGAUUUAAGAUUUGUAGCUUCACACUGCUGAAGCUCUACACUGUAAAUAGUUGUAGUUUUUUUUCUGUCAGGAUUGAUUGUGUGCUUAGUAGGUCUUAUUUGAAUUAGAUACAUUCAAUUAAUUUACUUACACUAAGUACUUUAUUGUGUUCUGAUAUACAUGCAAUUAUGAGAAAUAAAACAGAAACAACAUGUCUUGUCUUGAUCUAUUUAAUGAACACUGAGAAUGAGUUGUUUAGUUUUAAUUGAGUUUAAACAUUCUAUGUUAAAGGCACACUGUGUAGAUUUUCGCCACUAGAGGUCGCCUAUUCAAAACAAAGGCGUAGCUUGAUGAUGCUUAGAUUGAGUGUGAAUUUAUGGGAGAUGUCAUCUUCACCUCACAGCCAGUGGAAAAGAAUCAGGAUGGGACUCAGGCAGAAAUCAUGUUCAUGGAUGAGAUUAUUAACGUUACUGUAGUAUGAAGCAGAGUAGGGCCGAGUGCUGUGCAAACAGAAACGAGGCCGCUGUAGUGAUCGCUAAUGAGAGAUGAGCGCGACACAAGCAGCCGAACUUUUAUUAUGCCGCAGUCGCCGCUUCCGCUUCCGCUUCUUCCAGUCAAGCGUAUGUGGGGUAAAGCAGCACUGCUUUAUUAGAUACAAUUGUGUGUGUUGAAAAUGAUGUUAUAACAUUACUCUGUGUGUUUGCUCUGUGAUAUUAGGCAUGGUAAAACAUGAUACUCGCAGUAAAUCAAGAAAACAAGAUUUAAACAAGACUUACUGUGUUGAGUUAUAUAACAUGAUUAGUUUUCUGUUGAUGAAUGUAUGCAAACAGUUGUUCCAUUGUCUAAUAAAACAAUUUAUCAAAG